GCCUCGCUGCUGCCCGGUAAGCACGGGGAGGCCCUGCGACGACGCGCCAAGGCCAGGAAGAACGGCGGAGGCAGCAGAAACGGCCACCUCGGAGCUGGCGCUUGUGUCACGGUGCAAACCGGAGUCGCCGUGCUGACUUCUUUCUUUCCAGCGCCCGUCGUGGUUCGUUCGGUCGCUUUAAUAAUGUUAAAAUCACUUGGGUCAUCAUCGAGGUGAAAUCAGCUGACUUUCAGGAGGGCUGGCUCUGGCACCAGGACGUGCACGUCCAGCCCUUCGAAACGGCUACGAGGGAAACUUUGUCGGGCAGAGAGCGAAGCCUGAGCAGGUUCAUCCCGACACGUCACCGGCGGCCGAUCGCUUCCUUUCUUACUGGCCUAUUUUAGGCUGUUUGCCCAGGGAGGAGCAACGCGGCGAUGUCACCAGAUAUGUCACAUUUUCCUGGUUGGGAGCACUCAUCUGCGUGACGCAGUGACAGCUGACCUUUGAUAUCUUGCCGUAACAACAAAUAACGCCCAGAACGCCCCAAGAGUUUUGUUCGUACCCUGAAUCCUGGUGUCUCCCCGAGCCGGGGUGUUUCCGUCUCCCUCCCGCAUGGGGGUUUUGGGGCCGUUGGGCUCCUCCCACUGAAGGAGCAGAAGGCAGGUGAGGUCUCCCAGUCCUGUCCCAAGCAGGCUCCCAGUGAAUUUGUCGGUGUUUGUCGCUCCUGCGCACGCUCCGAAUUUCCUUUUCGGCAGAUUUGGAGCUUGUUCUUCACUUCAGGUGAAUCAGAACAGCAGAACAAAGGUCUGCGUUGUAUUAAAAAGGGAACGGGUAGCUGCAGCGCAUGUCAUUACCUCCUUCUGUUGUUAUGGUCUGCAGAAGAGAAGACCGGGUUUCGAAGGCAACGCUGGCAAUCAGCUGAAGUUUUGGGGCUGACAGGAGAGGUUUGAGUUAGCGGGAGGCGCGAUCAGCGGCUCCCUGGGCACGAAGGCGCUGAGAGAGGGGGUCGAGAGGCACACGGCAAAGCGGUCUGCCAGCCCCGGGGUGAAGCUGCGGUCCCCUCUGGUUCCCUGUCCCCUUUUAUUUUAUCCAGAAUGAAAGUCCAUCAACUAAGGAACCUUUUUCUAAAUAUUAGCGAUUGUGGAUGCAACCAAAAAAAAAAAUCCCUGCUAAGAAGGAUUUUGAAACAAAGGCGCGGAAGAGGGAAUGAAUUUGUUAUUAAUAAAAGCAUAGUGGUGAUGGGAGCCUUCAUCUCUGUCAGUACUGAUGCUCAAAAAGGAUUUGGCUUAUUUAUGAUUGAGGGUAGAACUCGGGCUCGCUGCAGUUCGUCACCUCGCGUGAGGUUCGCAAGCGCCGUAGCGAAGGGCUCGGUGUAAAACACGGGACUUUUAUCCAGAAAAAAGUUUAAUGGAGAGAUCCCACAGGAGCCAAAGACCCGAGUCCUUCCCGGCUGUUUGCAGAUGCUCUGCUCGGGAGAACUCGCCAUUCCCCUGCGUGUCAGGAUAACGCCCAUCCGUUUAAGUGAGGAACGUCUCCGCUGGAAUCGAACGUUUUUGGACUCUCUGCGAUUGCCUGCGAGCGGGAUGCUGGCCUUUGGGAACAGAUUGCUUCAACCAGUCCCACCGCAAAGCAAACAAAAGGAGCCAGGCUAAGGUGAAUCCCGUCAGAAAGACGGGAGGAGGGCCGCAAUGGUGAUCCGUCGCAAAAUGCUGCCAGCGAAGCGAAGAAGACCCCGGCGAGCGUCUUCGACCGGUGCGUCGGUGGCAUCCCUUGUUUCUCCUUUGGCAUCGGGGCCUGGGGGAAACCAGCGCUCCCAGAGCCGAUGGGGGCUUCCAGCUUGCCCCAGUUUUGCCGAGAGACGACCGGCUGAACAGCGGAGACCGGCGUGAAUGUCAUCGAGGCUUUGGGGGCUCCCGGUCGCCGUCUUGUAUGUCCGGCGUGUCCUGAGCUGGUUUGGGGAUUGUGGCAUGACACGUGACUGCUCGGAUGCUGCGCAGCCUUCGAAAAGCAGCGUGCUUUCCACGAAGGUCGACACACAACGAGAUGGAAAAGAACAGGCGUGCCCAUCUGCGGUUGUGUUUGGAGAAGCUGAAAGGGCUGGUACCCCUCGGACCCGAAGCCAGCAGACACACCACCCUGAGUUUACUAACAAAGGCUAAAUUGCACAUCAAGAAGCUUGAAGACUAUGACAGGAAAGCCGUACACCAAAUAGACCAGCUGCAGCGGGAGCAGCGGCACCUGAAAAGGCAGCUGGAGAAGCUGGGAAUAGAGAGGAUAAGGAUGGACAGUAUCGGCUCCACUGUUUCUUCGGAGCGCUCCGACUCGGAUAGAGAAGAGAUAGACGUGGACGUGGAGAGCACGGACGACCUUCCCGCGGACCUCGACUGGAGCAGCAGCAGCAGCCCGAGCGACUCGGACGAAAGAGGGAGCCUGCAGAGCGUCUGUAGCGAUGAGGGCUAUUCCAGCUCUGGCGUGAAGAGGUUGAAGUUGCAGAGCAAUCGCAAGCCUUCUCUCGGUCUAUAAGAAGCAACUCCCUUAGCUGUUUCACCCGUCGCUCUUUCCCUUUUGGAUCUCGUUAGGUAGCACACCGGACUGUCCCACCAUUCUCUUGCACGUAAAAAAAUCUUAACGUACCGCCAACCGAAAUGAAGCUGAGCUUUGCCCGAGUCCCAAAACACCGCGUCGGGCUGCGGGUGGCAAGCUGCUCCCCAGAGCGCCCUUCCGCUCGCAUCUGCCGGCUUCUCUUCCCGUCCGGAAACUCUUCUCUGCGAGACCGUACAUUCCAGCCACAUUUUGAAGUGCCCGAGAAUAUUGCAGCAGUAACGGCAACCUCAAAAGCCCUCCCCUGGGUUUUUUGGCUUGCUGUCACCGCCCGGUAUUCCGGCUCUACUCCGCAUUUGCCCAGCAACAUCACGUACCCGAUAAUCGGCGGCAGGGCCCAAAUGUAGAGUUUUUGGGUGAGGAUCUGAAGGCGGAGCCGGCCUCUAGCAUAGUUUAGAUCCAGGAGAGAGUGGAGGCAAGUCGGAGAUCGGCACACGGAGUGUUUCGGCCACGUCGCAUCUUGGAAUUGCACUGCGAGCCGCCGGCACGUUAGUCGGAGGGCUCCUCUCCGCCGACUCUAAAUAUUCAGGGUAGUAGCGCAGCCAUAUACACCCCAGCCCGGCCAUGCCAUCUUCCCAGAGCGGGAGCCUUACUGGCGGGGGGAAUGCCGCUCGGGGGGGGCCGUGGGGCUCGGCAGCCAUUGUCCCCCCUCUCGCAGAGCUUCGGGUCGGGCGCCUUCGGUCUGGGAAGUUUUCUGUCCUACCUGAAACCAAACGGUCCCCGUCCCCGUCCCGUGCGACGUCCCACCUCCUGCGUCACGGCUGCACAUCGCUGUUCUAGGCGAGCGCUCCUGGAAUUUCCUUUUCACGCUUCUUGUCUCGGGGACAAUUUUUUUCUACCUCGGAGAGAUGAACAAAGAUUAUCUCCAUCCCUUUAGCACAAAAAACAAAGAUGAUGCCUCAUCUAUUUUACAGAAGCGAUGCCCGGUCCCGUUCAAAUCCAUCGCACGACAGUUUAGCAAUAACCCGACGGUGAGGGGGAGCGGGGCAGCCUCCGGCCGUCGGCGCCCGAGGGGACCCCACGGAUCUCAGCGGCACGUCUGAAGCACUUCUCUGGCCAGCGGGGAUCUUUUCAGGCACUCGAACGGGCUCGCGAAGGAUUUCGGUCGCCGCCUUAGGGAGACAAACCCGAACACGCCAAGAAAGGGCCAGAGCCCUUCCCAUCGCCCUGACAGCGGGGCGGGGGGGGGGUCCUCACCUGAGAGCAGACGGAAAUGUACAGAAAACACGCGAGCUAUAAAUAGUAUUUAUUCAUUUUUCUAUGAAACCGAUGUACUGGAGAUAACAUUCUUACGACUUUCUGCUUUUAUAGAUGUUCUGGAAACUUUGAUAUGUAGAGAUCUGCUAACGGAGACGUUUCUUUUCCCCUUGAACCCAUCGAAGGUCUUUUCCGCCCCCUCGGCAAACCUCUCGCUCGAUCCCCUACCCCGACCAGCUCCCCUCGGGCACCCGGCGAGGCCCCGGCAUCCGGCGAGGAGCCGCUUCGCUCUUCAAGGGCUUUUCUUAGCGGUGGGAGACAAAACCAGGCAUCCCCCCGCGCCCGCGGGCUGUACAAAUCCCUUCAAGAAACACGGUCGCCAAGACGUCGCUACUGCAAAGUGCGAGCGAAUGAGCAACGUGAAACUCAAUUUCUUUUUUCUUUUUGUUUUUGUUUUUAUUUUUAACAUCCCUAAAUCAAUUUUUGGAUCGUUUGAAGCCUUUGAGAAGCGAGAGGAUGGGAGACGGGGUAGCGGAUUGCUAAAAUCUCCGAAGUUUCAGCUCUUUUUGCGCAUGUUAGGUUUUAAAAGAGAGAAAAUCAACACCACAAGGGAUUUUUUAUUUUAAAGCAGCCGGAAUUUUCCGAUGUCCGACAGAUUCGCACUGACCCGUGGCUCGAAUGCCUUUAGCAUCGGUACGCCCGAGUCCCGGCAGCCAGCCUUCGGCGUGCAACCUCAAAACCCCUACGCUUUCAAAAAGAGGAAAAAAGAGCAAAAAGAUGAAAAGCACAGAGAAAAAGGAAGUGGAAUAUCAUCACUUUGAGGCCGGUGGCUCUGGUAGGCGUUUGCCGAGAGCCCUCCCUCGCCCUCUUCCAGAAACCGCCUUGGGAAUCCCAUUGGAGCCACGGAUCUUGCUACCUUUGAGCAGGGAAGGGUGUCGGGAAAGCACCGUCGGGGUUAAACGGGAGGUAGAAAACAGUUGAUUUUUGGAUGUCAUUUAGAUAGACCGAGUCUUAAGGUUUCGAUUCGGCAUAAAUUAUUAUUUUUUUCAGUGUUGUGCCUUUUUGAGUUACUUCUGUUAGUGAAACGCUGCAUGGGGGUUGCUUUUUUUUUCCCCCCUUUUUCUUUCUGUCCCGAACUAAUAAUUGUCGGACCUUUGCACUGUUGGGAUGUGCUCCUCUCCAGCCUGAGGGCGAAGAGAAACGGUAACCCUCCAAAAUGAUGCACUAACCCGGAAUGAGGCUGGAAAUCCGGCGGUUGAUUCCUGGCGAGCGGCCGGGACCAUCUGCGGCAGCUUUUGGUCUCUCCGGGUCCCCCCUUCGUCAGCCGAGGCGCCCAGCGGCUGUGCCAGCCUUUUCCUGGAAUUCACUGAUCCACCAGCAUUCCUAAGAAAUAAGCUGCAGGAAGGACAUUUUUGUAGAUUGUGAUUAAAAAAAGGGGGCGGGAGGAGCCGCUCGCGCACCCCGCGUUUACGACGGAUCGUUGCACAGACGGGCGUGAGUCGAAAACACGCCUUUUUGGGUUGGUUUUCUUCUUUUUCCUUGCGGAAGGCAGAUCCCGAACCGCCGUCCUGGGUGGCAAGAGAUGGCACCCACCUCCAGGCAGAGAACGGGAAGCUGCCGGCAGCGGGGCUCUAUCCGAAACGUGCCGGAGCCGAUCGCCACCCCGGCGCUUUGCUCCCCGACUUUUCCCCCCACGUAGCAAUAGGUUCGGGCAUCGCCUGCCUUCGCUUGCUCCCCGGGAAGCGUCGCGUCCUCUCUCUGCCAUGGCACCAGCCGAAAGCCGCGAGCUUUGUUUCAUCCUUUUAAUUUAUCCGGCGUAGCGGCACACGAGCCGUCCGAAAACAUCCGAGCCAGAACUGUCUGGGCAUUGGUUUGGGGGGGGGGGGGGGGGGGGGUUUGACAUGUUUUAAUUGCGCUUUUCCAUCUUUUUUUUUUUCUCUCGUUUCUUCUUUUUGCUUCCCAAGAAGAGAACCCGCUCCGGCAUCGGCUUUAUUUUGGGCAGUCGAGAGCCGGGGAGUGGCAGGUGGGAGAAUAUGAGUUCUGUUUCCAGCUGUUCGGUUCCUGCUGUAAAUACCACGUUGUCAUUCUGAAUCCUGUGUCAAGACCAUCUAAUGGUGCUUUUUAUUACAGUUAGCACACGCAUUUUUAGAAAGUAUGUGUUUUAGAAGACCUUUGCUGUGUAUAUGGAUACUUCUGUAUUGUUCAACUGUUAGAAAAUAAAUUAUUUCAUUACGAAAGAGAA
This is a messenger RNA of Harpia harpyja (harpy eagle), 6019 nucleotides long. It is a transcript of the gene MXD1, whose product is annotated as MAX dimerization protein 1. Gene Ontology annotation, biological process: negative regulation of transcription by RNA polymerase II. Gene Ontology annotation, molecular function: protein dimerization activity; DNA-binding transcription factor activity, RNA polymerase II-specific; RNA polymerase II cis-regulatory region sequence-specific DNA binding. NCBI's taxonomy places the organism in Eukaryota, Metazoa, Chordata, Aves, Accipitriformes, Accipitridae. The record is from RefSeq and is a predicted model, not a curated record. The transcript has 7 exons. The coding region runs from base 1966 to 2502 and encodes 178 amino acids.